Anolis carolinensis (green anole) is the source of this 1169-nucleotide messenger RNA. Its product is annotated as protein AMBP. The transcript is spliced from 10 exons. NCBI's taxonomy places the organism in Eukaryota, Metazoa, Chordata, Lepidosauria, Squamata, Anolidae. Gene Ontology annotation, molecular function: serine-type endopeptidase inhibitor activity. Bases 65 to 1102 code for a protein of 345 amino acids. The record is from RefSeq and is a predicted model, not a curated record.
GCCAAGCCAGGGCCCCACGGCCAGGAUUGUCCCCCGUACAGCCCAAAAGAGCGCAGCUUCAGCCAUGGAGCCCCUCCGCAGCCUCUCCUUCGUCCUCUUCCUCCUCGUCGCCUGGGCCACUGGGAGCCCCAUUGAUGUUGGCAGCAGCCCCCAGGUCCAGGAGGACUUCCAAGAAGCCCGGUUCUAUGGGAAAUGGUUCGGGGUGGCGAUGGGCAGCAACUGCCGCUGGGUGAAGCAGCACAAGGACCGCUUCCAAAUGGGCUCCUUGGUGGUGGCUCCGGGGAAGACGGGCCAAGAGACCACCUUCACCUCCACCCGCAUCAGGCAAGGUGCAUGCAGCCAGGUCACCGGAGAGUACCAGAAAACCGACACCCCGGGGAGAUUCACCUACUACAACCCCAAGUGGAAGGCCCACAUUGAGCACUACGUUGCCCGCACCAACUAUGACGAAUUUGCCUUCGUCGUGAUGAAGAAGAAUAGCAGCUACGGACUGUCCACUACGGCCAAACUCUAUGGGAGGAACCCGGAGGUUCGGGAAGAGCUCCUGACUGAAUUCAGGCAGUUUGCGCUGGGCCUGGGUCUCCCAGAGGAUGCGAUCUUCACCCUCCCCAAUGCAGGGGAAUGUGUGCCGCCCGAGGCCAGCAAGGACCCACAACAGCUUCGGAGUCGAAGGUCAGUGGCCUUGUUCCAGGAUGAAGGUUCGGCCGCCGGACCCCUGAACACCUUCCCCGGAAACAAGGAAGCCGACUGCCUGUUCCCCCCGGACGCGGGGCCUUGCCUGGGGAUGGAAGUGCGGCACUUCUUCAACGCCAGCGCCCAUCAAUGCCAGCCCUUCUUCUUUGGCGGAUGCCUGGGCAACGGGAACAACUUCCCCUCCGAACGCGCCUGCCUCCAGACCUGCCGCACCGAGGCGGCCUGCCGUCUUCCCAUCAAGCCCGGGCCGCCCUGCGACUCCGAAUUCUGGGCCUUUGAUGCCAAUCAGGGCAAAUGCGUCACCUUCCGGGGCUGCGGCGGAAACGCCAACAAGUUCUACCUGGAGAAGGAGUGCAAGGAGUACUGCGGGGUCCUGGCCGAGGAUGAGGAGUUUUUGCCUUCGCAGUGAAGAAGAACAUGAAGGUUGGACCCCCAAAGAGCAUAUUUCUAUCGCAUGAAGUAAAACUUAAAUGUAA